Messenger RNA from Colius striatus (speckled mousebird), 9932 nucleotides. RefSeq names its product sortilin related receptor 1 (gene SORL1). The transcript is spliced from 48 exons. Gene Ontology annotation, biological process: protein targeting to lysosome; protein retention in Golgi apparatus; post-Golgi vesicle-mediated transport. NCBI's taxonomy places the organism in Eukaryota, Metazoa, Chordata, Aves, Coliiformes, Coliidae. Gene Ontology annotation, cellular component: Golgi apparatus; membrane. Bases 95 to 6430 code for a protein of 2111 amino acids. The record is from RefSeq and is a predicted model, not a curated record. Gene Ontology annotation, molecular function: protein binding.
CCCGCUGCCCGGCGAGCCCCCAGCGAGCCGCCGCGCCGCCGCGGAGCCCAUCCAGGUGUACGGACAGGUCAGCCUCAACGAUUCCCACAAUCAGAUGGUUGUUCACUGGGCAGGAGAGAAGAGCAACGUGAUCGUGGCCUUGGCCAGAGACAGCCUGUCUUUGCUGGGUCCCAAAAACAGCGACGUUUACGUGUCUUAUGAUUAUGGGAAGAGUUUUAAGAAGAUUUCAGAGAGAUUCAGCUUGGUCGGGGGGAACAGCAGCGAGGCAGCCAUCGCCCAGUUCUACCACAGCCCAGCCGACAACAAGAGGUAUAUCUUCGUGGAUGCCUUUGCCCCGUACCUCUGGAUCACCACUGACUUCUGCAACAAUAUCCAAGGCUUCUCCAUCCCCUUCAGAGCAGCAGACCUCCUGCUGCACAGCAGGAACCCCAACCUCCUCUUGGGCUUCGACAGGGCUCAUCCUAAAAAGCAGCUCUGGAAAUCAGAUGAUUUUGGCCAGACCUGGAUAUUGAUUCAGGAGCAUGUGAAGUCUUUUUCUUGGGGGGUUGAGCCCUAUGACAAGCCCAAUACCGUGUACGUGGAGCGGCACGAGCCUUCUGGGGCUUCCACUGUCAUUCGCAGCACUGACUUCUUUCAAAGCCGAGAGAAUAAAGAGAUAAUCCUGGAAGAUGUUGAGGAUUUCCAGCUCAGGGACAAGUACAUGUUUGCCACCAAGUCUGUGCGUUUGUCAGGCAGCUCCCAGCCGCCUUCUGUCCAGCUCUGGGUCUCCUUCAACCGCCGGCCGAUGCGCGUGGCGCAGUUCGUCACCAAGCACCCCAUUAAGGAAUACUACGUCGCUGAUGCCUCGGAGGACCAGGUGUUUGUGUGCGUCAGCCACGAUGACAACCGUACCAACCUCUACAUCUCGGAGGCAGAAGGCCUGAAGUUCUCCCUGUCUUUAGAAAACGUGCUCUACUACAGCCCAGGAGGGGCUGGAAGCGACACCUUGGUCAGGUACUUUGCCAACGAGCCCUUUGCAGACCUGCACCGCGUGGAAGGCGUGCGGGGCGUGUACAUCGCCACGCAGCUCAACGGCUCCUUCAGCGAGGACAACAUGCGCUCCCUCAUCACCUUCGACAAGGGCGGCACCUGGGAGCCGCUGCAGCCCCCGGCCCAGGCGCGCUACGGCCAGCACGCGGACUGCGAGUUCUCUCAGGGCUGCUCCCUCCACCUGGCCCAGCGCCUGAGCCAGCUGCUCAACUUCCAGCUGCGCAGGAUGCCCGUUCUGUCCAAGGAGUCUGCGCCGGGACUGAUCAUCGCCACCGGCUCCGUCGGCAAGAACAUGGCAAGGAAAACCAAUGUCUAUGUCUCGAGCAGCGCUGGAGCGAGGUGGAGAGAGGCCCUGUCUGGACCGCACUAUUACACGUGGGGUGACCACGGUGGCAUUCUUGUGGCCAUUGCACAAGGCACUGAGACUGACCAGCUCAAGUACAGCACAAAUGAAGGGGAAACCUGGAAGACAUUCACUUUCUCGGAGAAGCCGGUGUUUGUGUACGGGCUGCUCACCGAGCCCGGGGAGAAAAGCACCAUCUUCACCAUCUUUGGCUCCUACAAGGAGAAUGGCCACAGCUGGCUCAUACUGCAGAUCAACACCACGGACGUGCUGGGGGUCCCCUGCACAGAGAACGACUACAAGCUGUGGUCCCCGUCGGACGAGCGGGGCAAUGAGUGCUUACUGGGGCAUAAAACCGUGUUCAAAAGGAGGACUCCUCACGCCACCUGCUUCAACGGGGAAGAUUUUGACAGGCCUGUCAUGGUCUCUAACUGCUCUUGCACGAGGGAAGACUUUGAAUGUGAUUUUGGCUUUAAGCUGAGUGAUGACUUGUCAUUGGAAGUUUGUGUCCCUGACCCUGAGUUUGCUGGGAAGCCUUAUGAGCCACCAGUCCCUUGUCCUGUUGGCUCAACUUACAAGAAGACUCGAGGCUAUAGGAAGAUCUCUGGGGACACUUGUACAGGUGGAGACGUCGAGGCACGGCUGGAAGGGGAGCUGGUGCCCUGCCCUCUGGCUGAGGAGAAUGAGUUCAUUCUGUAUGCCACCCGCUACUCCAUCCACCGCUACGACCUGUCCUCUGGCCUCAGCCAGGAGCUGCCCCUGGCCGGGCUGCGCGGGGCCGUGGCGCUGGACUUCGACUACGACCACAACUGCUUGUACUGGGCUGAUGUCACUCUUGACAUUAUACAGCGUCUUUGUCUCAACGGCAGCUCAGGGCAGGAAAUCAUCAUAAGCACUGGACUGGAAACAGUGGAAGCUUUGGCCUUUGAACCUCUCAGUCGGUUGCUCUACUGGGUCAAUGCUGGGAUUCCCAAAAUUGAGGUUGCCAAUCCAGACGGAGACCUGCGCCUUACCGUGCUCAAUUCCUCCAUCCUUGAGCGACCCCGAGCCCUGGCUCUGCUCCCUCGUGAUGGGUUGAUGUUCUGGACGGACUGGGGAGACUCCAGAGCUGGCAUUUACAGAAGCGACAUGGAUGGCUCGUCGGCCGGGCGCAUCGUUUCGGAGGGCGUGCGCUGGCCCAACGGCAUCUCUGUGGAUGACCACUGGAUCUACUGGACUGAAGCCUACAUGGACAGGAUUGAGAGGGUGGAUUUCAACGGGCUGCAGAGGUCUGUGAUCCUGGACAGCCUCCCUCACCCCUAUGCCAUCGCUGUGUUUAAGAACGAAAUCUACUGGAAUGACUGGUCACAGCUGAGUAUUUUCAGAGCAUCCAAAACCAGUGGCUCCAGAAUGGAGAUCUUAGUUGGCCGCUUAAACGGGAUCAUGGACAUGAAAAUCUUCUACAGAGGAAAGACAACAGGGGAGAACGCCUGCAUUGCCAAGCCCUGCAGCCUGCUCUGCCUGCCCAAGUCCAACAACGGCAGGAGCUGCAAGUGCCCCGAGGGGGUAUCCAGCAGCGUGCUGCCCACGGGGGAGGUCAGGUGUGACUGUCCUCACGGCUACAUCAUGAAGAACAACACUUGCAUAAAGGAAGAAAACACGUGUCUGCCAAACCAGUACAGAUGCUUCAACGGGAACUGCAUCAACAGUAUCUGGCAGUGUGACAACGACAACGACUGCGGGGACAUGAGCGAUGAGAAGAACUGCCCCACCACUGUGUGUGACAUGGAGACGCAGUUCCGCUGCCAGGGCUCGGGGACCUGCAUCCCUCUGUCCUACAAAUGUGACCUGGAGGAUGACUGUGGGGAUAACAGUGAUGAGAGUCACUGUGAGGCUCACCAGUGUAGAAAUGAUGAGUUCAGCUGCAGCUCGGGGAUGUGCAUUCGUCUCUCCUGGAUGUGUGAUGGUGACAACGACUGCAGAGACUGGUCUGAUGAAGCCAACUGCACUGCAGUAUAUCACACGUGUGAGGCCUCCAGCUUCCAGUGUCAGAACGGCCACUGCAUCCCGCAGCGCUGGGCCUGCGACGGCGACGCCGACUGCCAGGACGGCUCCGACGAGGACCCCAGCAGCUGCGAGAAGAAGUGCAAUGGCUUCCAGUGCCCAAAUGGCACCUGCAUCCCAACCAGCAAACACUGCGACGGCAUCACCGACUGCCCCGACGCCUCGGACGAGCAGCACUGUGAACCCUUGUGCACCCGUUACAUGGACUUUGUGUGCAAGAACCGGCAGCAGUGCCUGUUCCACUCCAUGGUGUGUGACGGCAUCAUCCAGUGUCGAGAUGGGUCAGAUGAAGAUGCCAACUAUGCUGGCUGCUCCCAGGACCCCGAGUUCCACCGGACCUGUGACCAGUUCAGCUUCCAGUGCCAGAACGGCGUGUGCAUCAGCCUGGUGUGGAAGUGCGACGGCAUGGACGACUGCGGCGAUUACUCUGACGAGGCAAACUGUGAAAACCCAACAGAGCCCCCGGACUGCUCCCGGUUCUACCAGUUCCAGUGUGGGAAUGGGCACUGCAUCCCCAACCGCUGGAAGUGCGACGAGGAGAACGACUGCGGGGACUGGUCGGAUGAGAAGGACUGUGAGGGGUCUCGUGUCCAGGCUGUGACGCCGUCGGCUCCGGCACCGUGUGCUGCCAACCACUUUCGCUGCAACAGCGGAGCCUGUGUCACCAACAGCUGGGUGUGUGACGGCUACAGGGACUGUGCUGAUGGCUCUGAUGAGGAGGCCUGCCCGACUAAAGGACCCAAUGCCACAGCCACCUCCUCCGUGCUCCCAGGACGCUGCAGCAAGUCAGAGUUUGAGUGUGAGCAGCUGCACAAGUGCAUCCCCAACUGGAAACACUGCGAUGGGCAGAGGGACUGCCAGGAUGGCACGGAUGAGAGGGGCUGCCCUACUCACAGCAGCCUGGAGUGCCCCAAUGGGUACAGGUGUGAGGAUGGGGAGAGCUGCAUCAUGGCAGCAGAGCGGUGCGAUGGGUACCUGGACUGUGCAGACAGCAGUGAUGAGAGGAACUGCACUGAUGACACAGUCGUGUACAAAGUGCAGAACCUCCAGUGGACGGCUGAUUUCUCUGGUGCUGUUACCCUGACGUGGACACGGCCCAAGAAGAUGUCCUCUUCCUCCUCCUCCUGUGUCUACAACAUCUACUACAGGACGGUUGGGGAAAGCGUUUGGAAGAUUUUGGAAACCCACAGCAACAAAACCAACAGCGUCCUGAGAGUGCUGAAGCCUGACUGUACCUAUCAGGUGAAGGUCCAAGUGCAGUGUCUCAGCCGUGUCUACAACACCAAUGACUUCAUCACUCUCCGGGCACCCGAAGGACUACCAGAUGCUCCCUUUAACCUUCAGCUCUCCCUGAAAAAAGAAGCUGAGGGUGUGGUGAUGGGCUGCUGGAGUCCCCCCGUGAACGCCCACGGCCUCAUCCGGGAGUUCAUCGUGGAAUACAGCAGGAGUGGAUCCAAGGAGUGGUCAUCCCUUAGAACCACCAGCAACUACACUGAAAUCAAGAACUUAGAGGUUAACACCUUAUACACGGUCAGGGUGGCUGCAGUAACUAGUCGAGGAGUGGGGAACUGGAGUGAUUCCAAAUCCAUAACCACCAUCAAAGGCAAAGUCAUUCCUCCACCCGUCAUACACAUAGAGAGCUACGGUGAGGACUCCAUCACUUUCAGCCUAAGGAUGACUGCUAACAUCAAGGUCAGCGGCUACGUCGUCAACAUCUACUGGACGUUUGAUACGCACAGGCAGGAAAAAAGGACUCUGGUCAUAGAAGGAGAAAAGUCCAUCCAAAAAGUGGCAAAUUUGACAGCACACACCCCCUAUGAAAUUUCUGCUUGGGCUAAGACGGAGCUGGGUGACAGCCCUCUGUCUUUUGUACAUGUGGUGACCAGUGGGACAAGACCUGCAUCGCCAAGUCUCAAAGCCAAGGCCAUCAACCAGACGGCGGUGGAGUGCAGCUGGACCGGGCCCAGGAAUGUCGUCUAUGGUGUCUUUUAUGCUACAUCCUUCCUGGAGCUGUACAGGAGCCCUCACAACACCACCACGACCUCCCACAACAUCACGGUGCUGGUGCAGCGGGACGAGCAGUACCUCUUUCUGGUCCGUGUGAUGGCUCCUUACCGGGGGCCACCGUCCGACUCCGUGGUGGUGAAGAUGAUCCCGGACAACCGCCUUCCCCCGCGCCACCUCCACUCCGUGCGCACCGGCAAGACCUUCGCCGUCGUCAAGUGGGAAUCGCCCUACGAUUCGCCCGACCAGGACAUGUUAUAUGCUGUGGCUGUUAAAGAUUUAGUGAGAAAAACAGAUAAAAUCUACAAAGUGAAAACCCAGAACAGCACGGUGGAGUACACCAUUAAGAAACUCGAACCGGGAGGCAAAUACCACGUCAUUGUCCAACUGGGAAAUAUGAGCAAAGAAUCCAGCAUGAAGAUCAACACAGUUCCCCUCUCUGCACCAGAUGCCUUGAAAAUCAUCACAGAGAACGACCAUGUGCUGCUUUUCUGGAAGAGUUUGGCAUUAAAGGAAAGCAAUUUCAAUGAAAGCCGGGGCUACGAGGUUCACAUGUUCGACAGCCUGAUGAACAUCACGGUUUAUCUCGGCAACACCACUGAGAACUUCUUCAAAGUCUCCAACCUGAAGAUAGGUCACAACUACUCGUUCAGUGUCCAGGCCAGGUGCCUGUAUGGUGGGCAGAUGUGUGGCGAGCCUGCCACGCUUCUCUAUGAUGAGCUAGGAACUGGUGAAGACUCUUCUGCAUCAAAAUCUGGUAGAUCUACUGAUGUUGCUGCCAUCGUGGUCCCAGUGCUGUUCCUGCUGCUGGUGACCCUGGGGAUUGGCUUUGUGGUGUUGUACAUGAGGCACAGACGGCUGCAGAACAGCUUCACUGCCUUUGCCAACAGCCACUACAGCUCUCGCCUGGGCUCGGCCAUAUUCUCCUCAGGAGAUGAUUUAGGAGAUGAGGAUGACGAGGCGCCGAUGAUAACUGGAUUUUCAGAUGACGUUCCCAUGGUCAUCGCCUGAAGCCCAGUUCCUGACUGUAAAAAAGAAACCCCAACCAAAUGGUGUAAAUAUUUCAUUUGAUAAAAAAAAAAAUAGUUGAUUGUUUAUUUUAAAAAUGCACUUUCAGUUGCAAUAUGUUAUUUUUAUAUGGGCCAAAAACAAAAAAAGGAAGAACAUUUUAAGAUACACUUUGUAGUAAUCAACUGUGAACUGCAGACUCUAGGUCAGUUUAGUAACAAAUUGCUUUGAUUUAACAUUAAUUUAGUCUUACAAGGCUAUGCUUGCUGGGCAUGCUUUUCAGUCUGUGAGAUAACCUCCUGUUGACUAAAUUGGCUACUCCUUUUAUUUUUCUAAGACAAGAAUACCUUUAUUUAAACAGAUUCAGGAGAUUAUAUAUGUAGAGAGAGAGAGAUAAGUAAUAUAGUCCCUGAAGGUUUUGCUUUUACUUUUGAAAAUGAAAGAAAAAUAACAAUUCCUUUGGACUUUGUUUUCUAUGACAGUGUUUUUGUUGUGUUAAUUUAUUGGGAAAUCUGCUUGAGAACAGGUUUCCAACGUUGUCAGACAUUGUACACGUUGUUGUGUAGAACAUGUGCCACUUUAUCUUGCAAGGCAGUUGUAUCUGGGCAUCCCCAUCAUUGUUCUUGCCAUGAAAAUAAGAAUCCUUAUUUUUACAUAUUAUUCCCACCCCUCCUUAUUAAAAGACCUGCUCUUUCAGCAGUCAAGGUAUGGCACAACAUACUGGAUGAGUUUAGCUUGCUGCUGCUGUACCUGUAAGCCAAAACCGUCCCUACUGAGCCACGCUGCCAAGGGUUGUGCAAACCCUUGCCACAGGCCAUGAGCAGGAGGGUUUUGGGGGCUUUUUUUGGCCCAGGCUUCUCAGUUUUGACCCUCACUUUCAAGUCUGCAGCAGCACCAAACACGGUGCCCUCUGCAUCCAUGGUUAACCGACCUGCUGCCCGUGCCCAUCACCUGUGGCCUCAUUCAUCUGGAAUUUAUGUCAUUUAACAUCCCUGCAAAAAUUUGCCACUGCUUGAAGUUCAAGCACACACCUUAAAACAGUUCCCAGGGGCCCUUUCUCUCCUGUGGAGCUUCUCUGAGAUGCGACAGAAGAGGGAGCCUCUGCCGUGUGCAACAACGAGCAGCUUCACAUCCACAUUUGCCUCACUCAUACCCAGCAGUAAUUACUAAGCAUCUAAAUUCAUUUGCUUUCCAGCAGGGAUUUGAUCCUCCUUCAUUACCAUUUCCUAAAAGCACCUGGGGUUGUACCUCCAAGCUUUAGAAGUAACAUAUAUAUAUACACACACACACACAUAAAUUGUUUCCUCAUCGCUAGUCAUCUCACGUUUCCAGUAGACAUCAUACUGGCUACAGAGCCAAAAAAUGUCUGGUUACCAUUGUGGAGCUUGUUUGGUUUUUUUUCCCCUUGUGAUAGCAAAAUGUGACUCUCACCAGGAAUGCAGCUACUUGCCAACCCAGGGGCGACCACACGAGCGGAUGCACACGGGUCCGUGCUCUAUAUAUGCAAACCUUCACACCAGGAAAGUACACGACGCUGUCUCGUCACGCUGUUUGCUUUGUUGAAACCAAAAGCUGCUUGUGUUUUUUGCUGUGUGAAUUAAGUUGUAAUUAUAGUCUUCCUAGAGAUGAAACAAGAGAGGGCAACUAUGUUUUGAUACGUGACUGAUGCCUUUCAUUACAUGGACAGAAGUUCUGCGUGGUUUGAUACUCUAGAGAAAUACUAACUCUAUUUUCAAUUACUGGUCUUUACCAUUCCCAGUGACAGGUUUUUUUUCCCCCCCUCCCCAAAGCUGGGACCAAACUGUACUCAGAUUUUUAUAAGUAGCAGCAAGCUUGCAGAGGUGCAAUAUUUGUACCAUUAUUAGUGGGUCUGGUGCUGUUCAGGAGUAAAUGAUUUUGAAUAAAUCGACCCAGUGUGUGUAGCUCCAUUUGCCUGGAAUUACAGUUACAUAAGAGAGACCAGAAUCUGACCCAGAGGCUAAACUCUUCUAAAGAAAUAAAUCAAAGGAUUUUAUACAGGAAAGAAAGCCUAAAAGCAGAGAGAAAGAGUACUGAACCCCUUAUCAGGCAAACAUUUAAGGCACAGGUAACUGAAAAUUACAGGAUGGUAUCCCAGAAGCUGGUGUCUCUGAUGAGAGUUAAUACUGGUUAAAUACUGCUACUUCACUCCCCCAGGGUAAAUCCUGCUCCAGUUAAGGUGAGGAGAAUUUAGUCUUUACCUGGAAGACAGAUGCCAAGGGGGACCCUCCUGUAACCACUUUAUAUUCUGCAGAAAUCCCUUCUUUGGCUGCUUCAAGCAUCAGCUGGGGGACAGGUCACUUCUGGCCACUCUGAAAGGCUCCUUUGUACCCACGGCUCAGUAACACUCGUAUGGAGCUCAGUCUGUUGCCAGCAAAGCAUUUUUGUUGUAAUCCUAUACUCAAAAGCAGCACUUUUGGUUACCUGUGCCUCUCUAGUGCAAUGUGGGCUCAGUCUGCAGAGUCCCCCCAUAUUGCACAGGGGUCUGGGGACACUGCAGCAGCCAGGCUCUGAGCAAAGCUGAAUUCACCUGCUGUGGACAGUACUGUAAUGCACCGACACACCUUACCCUCUCCCAAACUUCCCUUUCAUUGCAAAAAUCACCACUGUGCUCUCAGCGAAGCAACUUCACAGGGCUAGUGUAUUUUCUAUAGAGAUAAAGUCUAAGCUCCAGGCAGGGAGGGAGCAGGACAGAUGCAAUUCUGGGUAUAUUGUAUAUUUUUAUGAACUUUUGAAGCAUGGAAUCUUGUUCACAGAGAUGUAUAGGGGGUGGGAGGGUUCUGCUGUAAAUACGGUACGUGGAUGCCUGUUUCCUUCUGGUUUUGUUGCAGUAGCUUUAUGCAAAGUGACAUGAAUUGUUACCCCAGCUUCUGGGAGCUGACUUGGGGUUACUUCAUAGGAACCCUGUGCCUAAAGUCACCUAAAGCAGCCCCAAACUCACCUCACCUGAGCCAGCAACUCCCCCUUUCCUCACAGGGCAGAUUUCAGUCCUGGGAUCUGCACACUUGCAAUCUCCUUGUAGGGACAGGGAAGUAUUUAAUGACAAACUCAACCAAUGUAAAAUUGUGUUUGGGAGAGAAGAAAAUAACAUUUUUCCCAAAACAGCUUUCAAAUCUCCUUCAAGUGGACUUCAGAAGAGAAAUGGUGCAAUUGAGUGAGUUACUCUUGGACCCAGAGAGCACCUUCAGGAACUAAGCUGUAACAUUUAUAAUUGGUCCUUCCCAAGGAGCAGCAGCCUACAAGCAGCCAGUCUCUAAUGAGGUGGUUUUUUUUUUAGAGGUAGUGUCAGCUUCUAAUCUGGUUCCUUAAGUGAAGUUUAAUACUAUGCCAUUUUGAAUAGCUACUGUGUCUUUUGUUGUUGUUGCAUUUUGGGUUGGGUUUUUUUUUUCAAUUCACUGAUUUCUGCUCUGUUAUUGCACAAUUUUGAAGGAGUUUUUGUCUUCCCUUCCCCCCAUCCCCCCCAAUUAAUGAUAAUAAUAAAAGUGGA